AUGUCUCACGGUUGUUUCUACGAACUGACUGAGAAUGGCAAAUCUACUCGGGAAUACCUGCCUCAGAUUGGACUGGAUGCACACGCUGUUAUUCUGGCUUCCAACUCACGGACUGUCAUCACCCAGACCUUUGUGAAUCCGUCGUCCACUGAUGCAAUUUCCGAAGUGUCUUACUCGUUCCCUCUCUAUGAAAACUCCAGUGUCGUUGGCUUCACCUGCCACAUAGCCGAUGCUGUGAUUGAAGGCAGAGUCGAACCAAAGGCGAAAGCGACCGAAAUUUAUGAAGAGGCGAAGUCUAAAGGCAUCUCUGCUGCUGUGAAAUGUUCCCGCAGGAAAACUGCUCUCAUCGAGGUCACCCUGAUCGCAGAAUUGACACAGGAUACUCAGACCAAUGGAACUCGAUAUACAAUCCCUUCCAUUAUUGGACAUCGCUAUGGAGCUGGGAGUGUCCCGGGUCCACCCCAAGGGAAUUGCACAAACACAGCGAUCAAAGUCGACCUGGUGAUGGAAAAGGGUUCGAAUAUCCGCAGCAUACGGUCACCCAGCCAUCCAAUCCAGGUAGACCUGGGAAGAAUAUCGAGCAUGCCCGAGACAUCAUUUGAAUCACACUUUGCCUCUGUCAGGCUUAAUCAAAAAGCGGUCCUUGGCGAGGACUUUGUCAUCACCGUCAACGCAGAUAGUCAAGACAUCCCCCUCGCGCUCUUGGAGACACAUCCAAGUCUUCCAGGUCAGAAGGCUUUGAUGGUAUCCCUGGUACCAAAGUUCACACUUCCCUCAGACCCUUCUGAGAUUGUGUUUGUGAUUGAUCGCAGUGGAAGCAUGCAGGAUAAAAUUCCUACCCUGAGAUCGGCGCUGGAAUUAUUCCUCAAAUCCCUCCCGCUAGGUGUCCCGUUCAACAUUGUAUCAUUUGGCUCUGAUCACGAGCUCAUGUGGCCGCGAAGCAAAAUGAGCAGCACGGAGACCUUAGGAUAUGCCCUUGAGUAUACCAAACGCGUGGAAGCCAAUAUGGGAGGAACAGAGAUUCUGGGUGGUCUGCAGGCAGCUGCCAAGAACCGGUAUCAAGACCAGAGUCUCGAAGUGCUUCUCCUCACGGACGGGCAGGCUUGGGACCAGACUAGGAUUUUCGAAUUUGUCAGUAAAGAAAACCGGGAUCAUUCUGCACGGUUCUUCACUCUCGGCAUUGGCAAUUCCGUAUCCCACGCUUUGAUCAAUGGCAUCUCCAGAGCGGGAAAGGGAUUCUCCCAAGCGAUCCUCAAAAACGAAGACCUCAACAAAACUGUAAUUCGAAUGUUGAAGGGUGCCUUGAUGUCGCGACUUCACAACGCCAGACUGGAUUUGAAUAUUCCUGGGCUUGGUGAAAAAUUUGUGCACAUCGAGAUGCCCAUCAAGGACGAGAAUCAAAUGGAAGUUCCACCAGUGCCAAUCUCCCUAGUGGGCCAAGGAUGUGAAAAAGAGGAAAUUGAAGAUUUGCGUGAAGGCCUUCCAGAACUUGCUGUUCCGAACAUUCUUCAAGCCCCUGCUGACCUUCCGGCUCUCUUUCCUUUCAUUCGCUCCAACAUCUAUAUCCUGCUCUCCCAUGAACAUACUUUCCCUGCAGCAAUUACUCUCCGUGCGAGUAGUAAGUAUGGGCCUUUGGAACUAGAAAUUCCCGUUCAGGAUGUUGGCGAGGGGAAAACAAUUCAUCAGAUUGCAGUCAAAAAAAUUGUUACCGAGCUUGAGGAGUCCCACGGCUGGAUCAAUUCGGCAAAAGACUCCAAGGGAGAACUAAUCACAAGCAAAUGGGAGAGUCGGGUCGACGAGCUAAACCGAAAGGAAUGCGAGCGACUAGGUGUCAUAUUCCAAGUUGCAGGAAAACACUGUUCAUUCGUGGCGGUGGACAAAGAGAUCCCGACAGAGAGUGAAGUGUCCCCAGAGGUCUCAACUGUAUGGAAUUAUACCGAUUCUGACAUCUUGAAAUUUGGGAACCUUCAGGUUGACCAAAGGAUGAUUGACAGAAGAAUGCUGACAGCUGAAACCCAGAUGCCCGUGAAGAAAAAGAAAGCCAAGAAGACAAAUUCUAGGAUCACGGCGCCUGCAGUAUCUUCCGAUGUAGCUGUAGAUGCAUCGGAUAGUGAGGGAAGUAUCACCGGCUAUGCCCUAUUUCCGGCUUCUUCCUUCGGUGGACCCCCGCAAGGGUCUAUGAGCCCAGGAUUCUCUCCUACGAGCCCAGGAUUCUCUCCUACAAGCCCAGGCUAUUCUCCUACGAGCCCAAGCUUUUCUCCUACGAGCCCAAGUUUUUCUCCUACGAGCCCAGGAUUCUCUCCUACGAGCCCAGGAUUCUCUCCUACGAGCCCAAGCUUUUCUCCCACGAGACCAGGCUAUUCUCCUACGAGCCCAGGCUUCUCUCCUACGACUCCCAGACAUUCUCCAAGUCAUCUCCAUUUGAACGGCGCCUCCGGUGGCGAAGAAGACGACGGAAAAAAAGAUUUAUUGAAACUCCCGCCCUUGGAUAGGAUGAUUAGUCUACAGAACUUUGCAGGCUAUUGGGAAAUGAGCGAAAUGUUUCUUCAAACCGUGGGUUAUGGCCCUGCCACAUUCCACGCUGAUUUACAGAGUCACUACAAGACCUUGACCAAAGGAAUCAAAGCGGACGAAGUCGCCAGGCUGGAGCAGUGGGGGGAUUUGAUUGCUACAUCUGCCGCGCGCCUCUUCCUAGAAGAGAAAGAGGCUCACUCGAAAGAUGUUUGGGAGCUCAUGAAGGAGAAAGCAGACGGUUGGGUGCAGGCUCAAUUGGAUAUACUGAGCUCCAUGGAUCGACAAGUUGUGACGGCACUCAUUGAGGGUCUACCCAAUUUCGAAUUGCUUGAUCUUCCCUCUUGA
Molecule: messenger RNA, 2859 nt
Organism: Penicillium salamii
Lineage: Eukaryota; Fungi; Ascomycota; Eurotiomycetes; Eurotiales; Aspergillaceae
Source: the annotation of a GenBank genome assembly